This is a messenger RNA of Yamadazyma jaroonii, 1557 nucleotides long. The record is from the annotation of a GenBank genome assembly. Lineage: Eukaryota; Fungi; Ascomycota; Pichiomycetes; Serinales; Debaryomycetaceae.
AUGAGCUUCAUCAACUUACUCGUAGAUGAAGGCCUUUUUGGCGAGAAAGAUCCUUUCAUUCAGAACGAAGAUGAUUAUUCCAUAGCUGAAAUCAUCCCUAAGAUCCUUCAGAAACGAUCUUUCCUUGAUUUGACCGAAACUUCUUUAAAAGAACCCGAAGUUGUUGAAGAGAAAGAAGAGUUGAAAGAUGAAAAGAUUAAUGAACUCAAGAACGAACUUACUAAAAACAUCAAUCUUGCUUUGAAUGAAACCUCCUUAUCGUUGGAUUUGGUAUCAUUACUUUUAUCAUCAUCGAAACCAAAUUUAUCCAAAGCUACCAUAUCACCAUUUUUAUCUAAAACCGUCCCAUUAGGUUCACUUAAUUCAAAUAAACUCCAUAACACUCAAGAACAUACCGAGGAUAAUAGUCUUAUAGGUCAAGGAUGGAGACACGAAUCCAUAAAUAAGAUCCAGAAGCUCUUGAAAGAUAAAUCUAUGGAGUUGAAGCAAUCAUUUGAGAAAGAUAAGAAGUACUGGUCUAUGAUAAAUGAAAUCAUCAACAAUAACGAGAUUCUUAUCAAAUUGAGAGAUCCUGUGAACAAUCAGAAAGCUAUAGGGGUGAAAUAUGGAUAUGGUGAUAGUGGAUCUAACUAUUCAGAUAAAGGUAUAGCAGUUUUGAGACGAGAUGAAACUGGAGGCAUUCUUUUCCAUCCAUUAAUAAACAAAGAUCAUAAAUUCGUCAGAGUUAAGAUUUUAACCAAGAAAGAUAAUGAUUUUGUUAUAACUGGAGAAUCAACUUUCAAGAAUAAGUUUAGUGAUGAUCUUACUGGACAAAUUGAGAUGUCAAGAUUCUUUAUCUUUGAAGAUGAUUUGUUCUACAAUUUACUCAGAGAAGCCAGAGUAUUGAUCAGUUACAAUGUUCAAUUGGUAUCUAAUAAGAUCUUAAUCGAUAUAGGUGACGAGUUGAUCGAAAUAGAGUCAGUCAAUUAUGAUAAAGAAGAUACUGAUGAUAUGGAAGUUGAGCUUGAAACCAAAGAAAAUGACCAUAAAUGUGAUCUCAUACUUAAUUUCCUCAAAAUAAUGUUAUGUGGGUACUAUAAAUAUAACCUUAACUUAAAACAAAAGAUCCCUACCAACUUCACCAAAUUCAAACAGAACAAUUCACAUCCUUUGUUACUCCGAGCUUUGCUUGGGACUAUUAAUCAUGAAUUGAACUUCAAAAAAAUCACUACCAUAAUCAACGAUAAGAUAGAAUCAUAUAAGAUGGGACAAUUAGAGGUGAAGAAAUUCGAUAACAUUAAUGAUACAUCCAAUGCUUUCAUAAAGUCCAUAGAAAAGCCGGUGUCGACAUUUGAAUUAGUGUUGAACAAUAAGGGCAAAUAUCUCAAGAUCAGUCUUUCACUCACAUGUGGAGAGAUCUUGGUGAAUUUGAUCGUUAAGGUGAAUAUCAUCAGGUUUGAUAAUUAUGAAGAUAUGAAGAGUAAUGAGAAUGGUGGUAAUGUGUUAAUGUUGGUUUUCAAUGAUAUAGAUGAAGUUGAUCAAUGUUUAGAUUGGUCCAUAAAAAACUUUGUAGAAUAA